AAAGACUUCGUCUUUCGAUGAAGCAAACCCUUGAUAUUGGAAUCGCUUGCGACGAGAGAAACCCUCGAUGCGGUCCUUGUUCUCGAGCUGCAAACCCUAGAGAGGUAUCCCAAUUUCCUUGUUUUCUUGGGGUUUUUAUCGUCUUUGGUGGUGAUCAGCUUGUUUGAGUUCGAAUUUGGGUGAGAUUGAGGGGUUUCGGGCAUGCGAAUCGAGGGUUUGGAAGAGGAGGAUUGUGGGGAUGCGGGGAAGGAGGAAUUGGGGAUUUAUGGGAGCACGAUCGAUGUGAAGAGAGUGGUGGUCUUGGUUGGGGCUCGGGCGUUGUUCUAUCCGACUCUUCUUUACAAUGUUGUGCGGAAUAAGAUGCAGGCGGAGUUUCGUUGGUGGGAUGAGGUUGAUGAGUUUCUAUUAUUAGGUGCUGUUCCAUUUCCAAGUGAUGUUCCCCACUUGAAGCAACUUGGUGUUCAUGGAGUGAUAACUUUAAAUGAAUCAUAUGAGACAUUGGUGCCUACAUCACUAUACCUUGAGCAUGAAAUUGAGCAUUUGGUGAUACCUACAAGAGAUUAUUAUUUUGCCCCUUCAUUUGGAGAUAUUUGCCAAGCUGUGAACUUCAUCCACAAGAAUGCAUCCUGUGGAAAGACAACAUAUGUCCACUGCAAAGCUGGUCGGGGACGUAGCACAACCAUCGUUCUCUGUUACCUGGUACAACAUAAACUAAUGACACCAGAGGCUGCAUUUGAACAUGUCAGAGCAAGCAGGCCUAGAAUUCGUUUAGCUGCUUCACAAUGGCAGGCUGUUAACGAUUACUAUUGGCUUCAAGUGAAGAAAACCGGAAAGUCCAACUCCUUGGACCACCCGAUCGUGAAAUCACCGUCAUGGUUCACCACUCCAAACCUCAUGGCAUUUGAUGAGAGUUCCUUCAUCAUGGUAUCAGAGUCUGAUCUCAAAGGUUAUGAUGUGUAUUCCUCAUCAAGCAAUGUAGGAAACAGCAUAUACGCAGAAUUAAACCUUGUAUACAGGGUUCAGUUUGCUGGAAAAUCAGCCCUUGCUAAGCUAUCAUGUUUCUGGCUCCGGUUUCAUGCUCAUCAGGAUGCUUUGUCACCUGACAAGAAGUUAUUGGGAAGGGAGAGCUGUUCUCUGGAGGCUGAUGAACUGGGGAGUGGACAUCCCUGUCUGGUUACUGGACUUGUGUUAAAAUUGUAAAUAUAACUGUAUGUAUUUGCACUACCCUCAUGUUCAUCCUUUUUUUUUAAAAAAAAAAUCUUUUCAAGGGUCAACUUUUCUUGUGAAAUCUGUCUAUUUUGUAAAUAUGAUGGAACUGAAAUUGUAACAGCUUUUGUGCAGGUUUAUUUUAAUGGCCAGUUUAUGAAGAUGCUGAUAAUGUUGCUCUUA
Molecule: messenger RNA, 1389 nt
Organism: Dioscorea cayenensis subsp. rotundata (Guinea yam)
Lineage: Eukaryota; Viridiplantae; Streptophyta; Magnoliopsida; Dioscoreales; Dioscoreaceae
Product: phosphatidylglycerophosphate phosphatase PTPMT1-like
Exons: 6
Coding region: 202-1200 (332 amino acids)
Biological process (GO): protein dephosphorylation
Molecular function (GO): phosphatidylinositol-4,5-bisphosphate 5-phosphatase activity; protein tyrosine/serine/threonine phosphatase activity
Source: RefSeq, a predicted model, not a curated record